AUGCAAUCUCCUGUCAUAAAUGUGACUAGUUGCACUUUUUCCUUGUGCUCCUUUAAGCAAAGCAAAUCGUCUGUGAGAUUGAAAGAAGACAUGAAAAAGAUAGCUGCGCUUUCACUGACCAAGCAGAGGGAUGCAACCUGUCCAAAGGUGUUUGGCGUGAGUCUUCUGGAACUCCAGCAGCAGGGACUGAGCAAAAACGGCAUCCCAAUAGUUGUGUGGAAUGUAGUCGAGUACCUGACCCAACAUGGUAUGACCCAGGAAGGCCUUUUCAGGGUAAAUGGGAGUGUGAAAAUGGUGGAACAGUUGCGACUGCGGUAUGAACGUGGAGAAGAAGUGGAACUUGUUAAAGAUGGCGACAUAUACUCAGCAGCUAGUCUGCUGAAAUUAUUUUUGAGAGAGUUGCCGGAUGGGAUUAUCACCUCUGCCUUACAUCCCAGGUUUAUUCGGCUUUACCAGGACGCUAGUAAUGACAUGCAGAAGGAAAGUAAUUUGAAAGAACUCCUUAAAGAAUUGCCUGAUGCUCAUUACUGCCUGCUGAAGUAUCUGUGCCGGUUCCUGACAAAAGUUGCUGAACAUCAUGUAGAGAACAGGAUGAAUCUUUGCAAUCUUGCUACUGUUUUUGGACCAAACUGCUUUCAUGUGCCUCCCGGAUUUGAAGGGAUAAAGGAACAAGAGAUCUGCAACAAGAUAAUGGCUAAAAUGCUGGAAAACUACAGUACCUUGUUUGAAUUGGAGGGUUUGAAAAAGGAUGAAGAAAAGCCUGCGUGCGAAGAGCUAGCAAGAAUUAUUUUGGUCAAAAUGACAAAGUCCACAAGGGAAGGAUCCAUCCAGACAUGCCUAGUGCCACGACCAGGUUUGUCAGAUGGAAUACCUCAGUUCAGCCUCCGAUUAACAGGCAGUAGUUCGUGUUUGGAGGAGAUGGAUUUAACAGAUGAAGUCUCCUGCAUGAACAGUGCUGCGUUUUUCUCCAGUUCCCAAGAAGAUGAACGGCCUAUGUCACCCUUCUACUUGAGCUGGCAUGUAGCUCAAGUGUCAAUUGACCUUAUUUUUCGGCUUGACAGGUAUUUAGAGAAGACAAUCCGCUCAGCCGUGGAGCAGCAUCUCUUUGAUGUUCAUGGCUCGGGCGGCCAGAGUUCAGAGGACUCUGAAUCGGGAACAUCUUCAGCCUCUUCUAAUGUGUCUGCCAGGCAGAGGAGGCGACAUCACAAAGAGCAGGAGGAAGCCCGGAGAAACAGAGACAUGGAAGUCGUCAACAAAGAGAACAUUCCCUCUGGAUUCAGCAAUCUGGAAGACUGUAUUCUGUCUGCUCAAGAGGUAGAAAAAUUACCAGAGAACAGCUCCUCGUAUCUUGGUGAAAGGAAUAAACCAAAACGGCAGAAAUCCAGCACCAAGCUUUCAGAGCUUAAUGACAACCAGGACAGUCCUGUGAGUAUGGAAAGCUUUAGCUCAUCCAGACCUAUAGACAGAACAGGACCUGAUGACAUGGAAAUUUUAUCUGAAGAAAGCAAAGAAAGUGAAAACGAUGAGGUUUUUUUCAGGCACUCACAGCAGACUUCAAGUAUGAAGAUUCAAGAGCAUCCAAGCAUUCCUGAAACCAAGUUGCAAAGAAAUCAAGAUGCUGAUGAACAGGAAAACAGCUUUGUGUCAGAAGUACCUCAGCUGGAUUUGACAGCGCUGUGCGAUGACAACAACUGGGAAGGUAGGGUUGUGGAAAGGAUUCUUUUGUUAGGUUAUGAUUCAGGAGUGAAGGAGAGGCUUCAACAGGGGGAAGAACAGGAAGAUGCAAAGGACGGCUUAGAUUCAGAUGAGGCCCGCCUUUCCCCGCAGGCCGGCCGCUUAAUUCGCCAGCUUCUGGAUGAGGACAGUGAUCCUAUGCUUUCCCCUCGCUUCUAUGCCUAUGGACAGAGCCAACAGUACCUGGAUGACACAGAAGUGCCUCCUUCCCCUCCCAAUUCCCAUUCAUUCAUGAGGAGGCGGAGUUCUUCCUUGGGAUCUUAUGAAGAUGACAGAGAGGACCUGACCCCUGCACAGUUGACCCGGCGGAUUCAGGGACUGAAGAAAAAGAUCAGGAAGUUUGAGGACAAAUUUGAAGAGGAGAGGAAAUACAGACCUUCCCACAGUGACAAAGCAGCCAACCCUGAAGUGCUCAAAUGGACAAAUGACUUAGCCAAAUUCCGAAAACAACUUAAAGAGUCAAAACUGAAGAUAUCUGAGGAAGACCUUGCCCCUGUGGUGCGUCAGCGGAGCAACACGCUCCCCAAGAGCUUUGGUUCUCAACUCGAAAAGGAAGAUGACAAGAAGCAAGACCUGUCAGAUAAAUCUGCCAAGCCUGCCGUGGAAGUGACUCUUGAGUCUAUCCAGAAGAAGCUUCAAGAAAAACGAGCAGAGACAAACCGACCUGAGGAUAUUAAGGACAUGACAAGAGAUCAGAUAGCGGCUGAGAAAGUGGCUCUUCAGAAAGCCCUGCUGUAUUACGAAAGCAUUCAUGGCAGACCGGUUACCAAAAAUGAACGACAGGUGAUGAAGCCGUUGUAUGACAGAUAUCGCUUGGUCAAACAGAUCCUCUCCAGGGCCAACACCAUUCCUAUUAUUGGUUCCCCCUCCAGCAAGCGGAGAAGCCCUUUGCUGCAGCCAAUUAUCGAGGGCGAAACAGCUUCCUUCUUCAAGGAGAUAAAGGAAGAAGAGGAGGGGUCCGAGGAGGACAGCAAUCUGAAGCCAGAUUUCACGAUUACCAUGAAAACAGAUUUCAACGUGCGUAGCUUCUUGGAUCAACUAGAAGAUGAUGCUGAUGGCUUUGUUUCCCCAGUGGAUGAUAAGAUACCAUCAAAAAGCAACCAGGACAUGGGCCUUUCGAAUCUUCACGAAGCAUCUAUCCCUGAACUGUUAGAGCAGCUCCAAGAAGUCAGGGAAGAGAAAAAGCGAAUCAGGAAAAAAUUGAGAGAGUUUGAAGAUAAUUUUUUCCGACAAAAUGGAAGGAACGUGCAGAAAGAAGACCGCGCUCCUAUGGCAGAAGAAUACAAUGAAUACAAGCAGGUUAAGGCCAAGCUGAGGCUGCUGGAGGUCCUGAUCAGUAAAAGAGAUAUUAGCUCCAAGAUCAUGUAAAGAAGGGGAUUUUUUUUGCCAGUAAACUGAAAAGAGACAGCACCAAACAGAUGAAUGCAUGAAGCAAAUGCAGCAGGAGCCUGGCUGGGGAAGCUGAGGAGCUCCCUGGGAACUGAAAGGCCAUUCCCAGAGGUGGGAGGGGGAGGAAGGGUGGCUUUCCAUCACUCUUGGGACUUGCUAUUGUCCUCUCUGUCUGCAGGCCAGAUGCCCAAAGUGGAGUUUGCCAGUGUAGGAGAGGUGAUGCUGCGCUCAGCAACUACACUGAAGGGAUCCUUCUGUUUUGGUUUGCUUACAGGUCCUGUAAUAUUUAGACUAUCGAAGCCAGACUUGCUCUUUUUUUUUUUUUUUUUUUUCUUCACUCCAGGAUAUCAUAGCACGAGGCAAAAUAGGAUGAAUAGUGAUUAAAUCAUCAAAUAGCUUCCACUUUAGUUUACCAAGCAAGUGCCCUGACUGAUCUAAUGUGAAGGCACAGGUCAGAUAGCACCAAGACUGUUCUCUCAUAGCUACAGUAAAGGUUUGCUCAGACUUUUGACCUGACCGUUUGGAUGGAAUCCAGCCUCUGCUGUUGCCCUGUAUAAAUGCUGGAAGACUAUCCUGGUCAGAGCCCAGGCUGGCUUGAGUUACAGUCUUGCCCAGGCUUAAAUAGGGCAAAACAAAGAAGUUUUAACAGCUGCAAGUCAAAAUCCCCUGGGAUUUUGGUAGCUGCUUAAUUAUAUCUCUGGGUCAAGCAUCUGGAAGACACACUCCAUUAGUACGUGUGCUUCAUUAUCUGAUGCUGACAUAAGAUCCUGAGCUGAACAGCCCAUGUGCAUGUCACACAUAUUUGCCAGCCUAAAUUUUGUUCUUUUAUGUAUGCAGUCAGUCAGACUGUGGAUUGCAGCCCUGGCAUUGUGACUGUGGGAAUCAGAGGAGGGUCUUCUCUCCCCAGCGGUUUUGGCUUAUAUUAAUAGAUGAGAGCAGAGGAUACUGCAGAGAACUGGAAGCUGAGAACCACGUUCUGCCUGUGGAGGGGUCAGUGUGUCAGGUGCAGAAUUUGGCUAUUAGCUAUUUUCAGAUUUGUUUAGGACCUUCAGAAAACAAAGUCUUGGGAAAGCUAUGAACACUUGAUUCAGGUCCUCAUGUCAGACAGUUGUUGUGUGAAGGAGUAAAAAGGUAGUGAGUUCAAAAAUGUGUGAAGUAACUGAGCGCUCCCAGGUCUGCUGGGCCAUCUGGGCUCUGUCUUGCGCUCUGGAGGCUUGCAUGCACAAAGUCACACUGCCCAGAGCCAGGGCUGGGAAUUAGGGCAAGAAACGCAACUCCCAGGAGUGGGGCUCAAUCAUGGUGUCGCGGGGAGCGUUUCUGUGCGUACUGUCUUUUGUGGCGAUCCCCUGGUGAGCUAAUGCACUGAAGCAGGACAGCUGCGAUCAAAUGCAGUGCCAGCUACAGCCAGGCCUUGCAUAUGUCACACUGCAGGAGCUAAGAGGUGAGCUCCCAGAACUUCUCCCCCCCGCUUCCUUUUUUGGGCAAGCAGGCCCACAAAUACUUCUAUUUCAAAUGCGCUACUUAGAAUCGUUUUCCUCCACUUGCUGUACUAUGUUAAUUCUUGCAAAAACUGAUGCUGAGGGUGUUUUGGUCUCUUAGGACUCCAUAAACAUUUCAAAAGGCAGCCUUUUUCAUUUGCUCUUACAUGUGCCCAUUAAUGGUCUGAAUGGGUAAGACAGUGAUGUGCAUUUGUUAGUGACAGCAGUCAAAGCGCUUAGGAGGAGGACUUUCUGUGUUGUUUUCUGCUGAUUGCAGAAUUGCCCCUUGUAUACAAGAUCAUUGAAGGCUGAAUUUCGUAUUUCCAAAGAGUCUGGAGGACUUGUGUGCUGACCUAGGGCUUGGCUUUGCAGAGAUGCUGAGUUUCCAUUUCUUGGGAGAUGCCUCUGCAAAUCUGAUCCUUGGAGGUUAUAGCUGGGCUCACAAAUGUGGGAAACUGCUUUGGAAGAUGACUGAUUGAUUGGAAAGGAAGCCUGGCUAGGGCAAAUGCCUUCCUGAAUGCAGGACAAUGCAGGAAAUCAGAGCUGUGCCUUUGUCCUUCAGCCUGGUCUUAUUUCUGUUCAGAGUCCGUGGUCAGCUCACUUAGCUGUUUCAGGUUUAACUGCUGAGCCAACAUGGCUGCUGUGUUACUCUAUGAGUAGAAGCAUGAGACGAGAAAGGAUGUUGGGUUACCAAAAAGUCAUUACUGCUGGUUCAGUUUUGCAUUGGUCAGGCCCAGUUCAGCAAAGUGCUUCAAAGUGUAUGUGGUGAGCACACGCCUCAAGUUGAUCUGCGUUUGGGUUUUGGUUGAAUAAGGAGGGCCUAAAUCUGGAGCGCUUUGCUGAAUCUGGGCCUAGACAGCUUUAUAUAGGACGAGAGCAGCAGUUCUUUCCUUUUCUUCCUAGUCAUAUGUUUUCCAGUGGGCCAAGAUUUCCCAGGAGUAUGUUUUUUCUGCUUAUUUUUAAAAAGCCUGUUUGCACUGUGUACUGAUAAAUGUGGGGUUUGCCCCUGACAAAUCUUGAUAAAUGAUGUGUAGUGAACAGUCCGCUUUAUUUUUAAACUGGUGAGAUUGUAGCAUUUUCUGGAUGCUUAGUUACCGCUGUUUACAUGGCAUAUUACUAGAACUUCAGAUAGUUUAUAUGAAAUGUAAGUACAAUUAUGCACUUUAGAGAGUUUAUAUUUUUGAAGUUUGAAAGCUAAAAGUAACAAAACCUAUUAUCUGAAAUUGUACAUUUAAAAAAAAAAACACGCUUAGCCAUCUCUCUUGUUAAAACUGUUCUUUAAAACAGUCUUCCCCCAUGGAAAAAAUGUAUCACCUGCCUAGUCACAGAGGAGACUGCCAGGAAGGAAUUUUGAAAUGCCAGUCCUGGAAAAAAGGCAUGUGCUCCUCAACUAGCUGUCCUGGGUUUAAGAUACUGUGACUCCCCUUUUCCUGGGACAAGGGAGGAUGAGGGCUGCACAGGAUGCGGGCUCAAAGACUAAAAGACUGAAGACUAAGCACUAAAAUAUAAUGGUGUCUUUGUAUCUCCCACAAAUGAUUUGCAAAAUCAGUCAAUGCGAUUUCCUGCUAAUCACAAAAUAACAGCAAAUGAUGAUUGCCCCACCAUGCUCCUCUAAAUCAAUCCAAGCAACAGCUGUAUCUUUUGUUUUACAAUUUCAGUUUUCCUGUGUGAUUUCACCUGUAGGCUUUAGAGUGUACAUGCCAACUUCAAUUACGUUUUGACUGGAGAACAUGUUAAAUACAAGACAGUGUGUGUUUUUUAUAAGGUGUGAAGUACUGUACAAAAAUCUACUUUAUGUGAUAUAAAUAAGCUGUUAUAGUAUAAGACAACCUGUUUCCAUGUCACUAGAACAUACUGUCUGCUGUAGGACAGCACUACGGUCUGUUGGGUCACUGGCUUCCACGGAGUUGGGGCUAUUUCAGACACGCAUGUUUAUUACAAUGUGCUGGUGUAAUAAAUGGUUGUGUUUUUUUUUUUUUUAAUGAUGACGAUGAACUGGGUGUGGACAAAAUAAGAUGGCAAGAGUUGGGGAAAAACUUGACAUUCUCACAGGUUGCAUUUGCUUUUAUUCUGUUUACUCCAACAGUCAAAUAAUGGAUGUUUAUGUUAAAGGUAGUGUAAUUAAAGCAUCUAUCUCCUAAUCAUUCUGCCAAGACAUCAGUUGUUAUUACUGGUAUAUGCAAGCUUCAGAUGGUAAGUGCUGCCAGACGGCCUCCAGCCAGAGAAAUUGCCAGAGUCUUCUUUAGAGGCGAUGUUUGCAACAUGGUGAUUCACGGCGCUGGAAAGGAGCUGAGCCGGGAGCCAGUUUGUGGUCUGAGACUUUGUCCAGUGUCCUGAGGCACAGCUCGCCCUGUCUGUGGGGCCGCAUCCGCUCUGGGCCGGCGCCAGGUUAACGUGGCGGUGGCUGGUUAGCGGGGCUCUCCCCAGAGCGGCUGCGCUGUCGCCGUUGCUACAAAGGGUAUUGUUAAACGUGCAGAAGUGCAGCUGUCCAAGGCCGUGUGGGCAGCCUGGGCUUUCUCACACAAGAGACCAGCUAGGGCUUGGUGUGCAGGGUGCAGGGCUGUACUUGUUCACGUUCCCCAUCUCUUGGGGAAGGGAUUCAAGGGUUUUUGACUGUUGGGGGAAGGAAUUUGGGUCCAGGACUGUUUCUCUAAGCCAAGGCAUAAGACGGGAGUUUGCUUGUUCAUUUGCAGAUGGGGAGCUUAACUUUGCAUUUGGAAAUUAUAAUAGUGAUACAUUCAUUGACACUCUGUAAUGAGGCAUCACUCAGUGGAAGCAAUGGAUCACUUCUUCCUUUCUCUGGAUAUUGACAUAUUCCUGAAGGGCAAAAACACCCUUAUCACAGUAGAUAAACUUACAAAGGCCUCCUGUUUUGGCAGAGAUUACUGGUUUGAAUAUUCAAACUGGAGUUACUGGAACAAAUAUUCUUAAUAUUUUUUGUUACAAAAACUGUUAGAACCAGGAGCAUCAAGAGAACCAGAGCAAAACUUGGGACAUGUGCCUGCUGCAUGCCUGCGUGGGCUCAACAGCUCCAGUUCAUAGCUGUAUGUUUGGAAGUGAUUUUGUUCAUUUGCCUGUGGGGAACAGUCCAGUGAUUCACGUGCUUGGACCGUGCUGGAGCCUGGCGCCGUUGCUGCUAGAGUUGUAGCCAUCUCCCUGCUGGCUCCAGCUGGAGGAGGCCCCGGGGUAUGAGAUGCGUACUUGUGUAUGUACCAGCACUUGUCAGGGAGCUGCUCCUCAAAAGCCCUUUGUUGUGCAUUUUCAGGGAUGGGUCUCACUGCAAAAUUCACUUGUACGGGGACAGACAAAUCCCUCCCUCCUCCUGAAUCACCCAAAUCCCACUCUUACUGUUCUGGAGAGGAGCUGCUGUUCGUAUUUGCUGCCUCUGCGGUCCCCUCUUAGAAGAGGGUGGGAUCUGUUAACGUUAAAUAUGACGACGUUCUGGUAAAUACAAUCUUUGAGGAUUCGAGAGCAGAGGAGAUCUGCUUUUGCAAAGGAUUCAUGUUGCAAACAUUUAAACAAUCCAUGAGUCUUUUGGUGGACAAUGCAGAGGAUGGGAUUUGGUGCUGACUGAUUAGAUAUGCUUUUAUUUUCAAUACCUGCCUGCGCAUUGAGGGUUGUGUUCUCAAGGAGUCUAAAGGCAUUUUGCAUUCAAGGAGUCUAAAGGCAUUUUGCAUUUAUUUUCCUAGUCUUUUUAAUGCCACGCCAAUCCCUAAAAUGGGCAAUAUGGAAUUCUCAUACCCUCACUUCUUUAAAAAAAAAAAAAAA
This is a messenger RNA of Struthio camelus australis, 8369 nucleotides long. The record is from RefSeq and is a predicted model, not a curated record. Lineage: Eukaryota; Metazoa; Chordata; Aves; Struthioniformes; Struthionidae.